CUUAAACUCUUCUAUUGUAACAUCUUCUUUUCUGCUCUUAAACUCUUCUAUUUUAACAUCUUAGAAAGAAGAUGAACGCAUUUCCUCAUGAGUUUUCUGCAUUUUUAUCCAGUACCAAUGUGCAGAGUGGCCAAAGCAACUAUUCGCUGCCACAAUUCUGUUUUGGCGAUGUUCAAACCGGGUUAGAUAUUGUGCAGUGUGGUGCUUCCAACAAAUUUGGCGAUGAUGGCAAGCAAAGGAAAAGGCGAGAAGGCGUGGACAAGAAAUGGCUUCACAAAGUAAUAGAAAGGGAGAGGAGGAAACAAAUGAAGUCCCGCUAUUCUGAUCUCAGAUCUUUGCUGCCACAGGAGAUCAUUGUGGGCAAGUCUUCUCUUACUGAUCAGCUAUCUGUUGCCACCGACUAUAUCCGUCAUUUGCAGGAGAAGGUGGAGGAGCUUACAAAGAAAAGAGACGAGAUGAAGAUGAGCGAAAUGCAAUACUACAAGGUGAACAAUGAUAUAUCAUUCAGGAAGUGCGAUGCGUUUCCUCUAGUGAAUGUAAAUCAUGUGGGUUCCCUUGUACUAAUCACAACAAAUACAUUGAGAAAGCAGAUGGCCCUUUCUAGGCUUCUGCUUGUAGUUGAAGAAGAAGGACUUCAUAUAAUAUCUGCCUCCUCUUUCACCGCUGAUGACAAAGUCUAUCACACUCUUCAUUGCAAGCUGUUUGAUAAGAAGAGGUUCACUGGUGGCACCAAACUUGAGCAAAGACUUUGGCAGUUGAUCGAUAGAAACUACAUUCUAGAUGUCUCCAAAAGCUAGAAGCGAUCUAUACUUCAAUGCCUGGUACUUCAUUACAUGGAAAUUAUGCUCUUAAGUUGGCUAUAAUUAGGUUAUAGGAAGUCCUAACAAUAUAGAUUCUGUACCUGCUGAUUUAGUGUUGAACUUUAUUACUAUCUUACCUCUGAUCAAUCAUCUGGAUAUCGAUACAUCAGAAUUUCUUAAAUGCACAUACACUAAA
Cryptomeria japonica (Japanese cedar) is the source of this 996-nucleotide messenger RNA. Its product is annotated as transcription factor bHLH118. Gene Ontology annotation, cellular component: RNA polymerase II transcription regulator complex. Gene Ontology annotation, biological process: regulation of transcription by RNA polymerase II. NCBI's taxonomy places the organism in Eukaryota, Viridiplantae, Streptophyta, Pinopsida, Cupressales, Cupressaceae. Gene Ontology annotation, molecular function: protein dimerization activity; RNA polymerase II transcription regulatory region sequence-specific DNA binding; DNA-binding transcription factor activity, RNA polymerase II-specific. The record is from RefSeq and is a predicted model, not a curated record. The coding region runs from base 72 to 797 and encodes 241 amino acids. The transcript is spliced from 3 exons.